Sparassis crispa is the source of this 2313-nucleotide messenger RNA. RefSeq lists its product as hypothetical. Gene Ontology annotation, cellular component: nucleus. Bases 1 to 2313 code for a protein of 770 amino acids. Lineage: Eukaryota; Fungi; Basidiomycota; Agaricomycetes; Polyporales; Sparassidaceae. The record is from RefSeq and is a predicted model, not a curated record. The transcript has 15 exons. Gene Ontology annotation, biological process: rRNA processing.
AUGCCAAAAGGCUCGAAGAAGAAGAAGGACAAAGCAGCGGACUUUGCUAAAGCCAAACUGAAGCUUGGCAAGGGCAAACAGGUUGCCAGUAACGCUGUAGAUACAUCUUUCAAGAGUCGCUCUAUCACACUUCCUACUCAGAGCAUCGUCCUUGACAAGGACGUAGAAAUACCUACAACCAAGAGGAAACUGACGUUUGAUGACCUUAUUGCACAGUUGAGACAUUACAACUCAGGAACGCGUAGGGAUGCUUUACUUGGCCUACGGGAACUGCUCGAAACACACCGCGAGCUCCUCAGUUCACAUCUCACCGCAUUAGUCAACAGUUGUGUGCGAGUGAUCAGCGAUGAGGAUGCAAGCGUGCGAAAGACAUUACUGGCCUUCCUUGGCUGGCUGCUUCGUCAAAUACCGCCGGAAGACCUAAUUCCGCACUCUCCUGUGCUGUUAUUGUUCACGACAUCCGCGCAGACACACAUUUACCCAGAAAUUCGUAUAGACGCUAUCCGCUUUUUGGAUAUUUUCCUUGAGUAUAUUCCUGACGUGGUAGUCGAAGGAUGGGAACGAGGCAGUGGAGGCCAUGGGAGGAGGGUUCUCGAAGGUUACCUCGGUAUUUUGAACGCGGGAACUUCUUUCGGCGAAGGAGGGGAUUCAGGUCCUGUCCAAGCAACAUCUACCGCAAGCGUCGUCUUAUCACCAGCAUCAAAACUCGCAGUUCUGAAGUCUCUGUCUUCAUUCCUCACUCAUGCCUUAGUAUCUUCUUUGAGAGUGCCAGACUUUGCGUCAAGUCCUACCUCAGCAUCCCCUCCAACGACGCCGACAUGGUAUCUGUCAUCCUCAUUCUCCUCGUCAGUAGCAUUCGACUGUUUCGAGAGCGUCUUCCAACCGAUAUGUUCUUUGUCAACCGGAUUUUCUUCUUCACGCCGCGGAUUUGGUCCGUCGAGGCAGUGGACUCAAGAAAUCGACCCUGAAGUGCAUUUUGAGCACUUUCCUGGAGAUUUUGCGUAUGCAGUUGCCCCGAUAGGUGCAGGCUGGACGCUUCAAGACCUCACCGAUGUGCAUGCGGAGCUCCAAGCUGAGUCCCAGCAUGCAGGCCAACCUAGUGUAGAGGGAACAACCGAAUUCGUUCAGGCUGCACAUUUGGCGCAUACACUGCACCCAACUCUUGUGUCCACUUUCUUGGAUUCUGCGCCAGCCGUGUUCUCCCCAAGCUCCAGUCCUACGGAGACGGAGCUUCAGAUGGUUUUGGUCGUGAGCGAGAUUUGCCGUAGUCUUUACGGUGCAAUUUUACGGGAUCCCGGGACUGGAAACGCGCACGUUAUGGCCGUGGAAGAAUUGAAAAUUAUCCUGGGAUACUUCUCGCCAUACUUCCCAUUUGUAGUUGGUGGGUCGGGUACCUCCAAGCGCGAGAUUAAGCUCGAUCAAGCAUUCCAAGACGUGAAUCUCAUCUUCUGCGAACUCACCUCGUUCCUCGUCCUCGCUUCGCCCGAUGCCUCCGACGCGGUGCAUACCAGCUCACGCCGUCCCAGAGCCAAACGAGUUCCCAAACACGCCGCCUCAGUCUCAUCGGCUCCUCUACAAAUAUCCCGUGUGAGCGAGUACGUCGUGGGUCUGCUCCGAGGCGAUGUGCCCUCCGGAACGGCGCAGCUGCCACGGCCCAUCACGCCAGCAGCAUACAUGGCGCUGCUGCCCACCAUCUGGUCCUUGCUCAGCACGGUCGAGGAGGGAGCGUCUGGCGCAGUGCUCAGCGUGCUCGUGGACCACGCUAUCAAAGUCUCGUCGACGUCUGCGGUGAAGCGCCGCACAAUUGACUUCCUCGCGCGGUUGAUCUUGCUUGAGAGAGAGGCGGAGUACCGGGGAGCAUUCAGGGUGGGUUUGGACCCCGAGACAGACAAAAAGCUGGAGGAAUGGAUCGUCCAUCUUCCCAGAACUCUAUGGGAACUCGGUGCGGGCAACCUCGCGACGACGGAGACCAUCCUGCGGUUUCUCCUCCGGCUCGUGCAGCGCAAAUCCUGCCUGCUGCGGCGAGAAACGGCCUCUUCUCUCCGCUCGCGCCUGGUGCCUUAUUUCGUCAUCACGCACGCGACGCGGGGAAAACUCCCCGGGCCGUUCUCCAAGCUGCCCGCGUCGUCGCCUCUUCGAAGGCUCGCGCUGGACGCCGUGGUCACGCUUACGCGGGACGGAGACGACGAAGGUCUGGCUGCGGUUGUGGACGAGGCGGUUGUCGGGGCGCCGCAAGAGGUGUAUUGGCGUGCUCGCAUUACAUCCUUUUGCAUUUCGGGGUCCAAGCACUCUGACACUCCAUCGCAAGGAUGA